This is a messenger RNA of Saccharomycodes ludwigii, 2355 nucleotides long. RefSeq names its product conserved putative beta-mannosyltransferase. The record is from RefSeq and is a predicted model, not a curated record. The transcript has a single exon. The coding region runs from base 1 to 2355 and encodes 784 amino acids. Gene Ontology annotation, cellular component: microtubule cytoskeleton. Gene Ontology annotation, biological process: microtubule cytoskeleton organization. Gene Ontology annotation, molecular function: mannosyltransferase activity. Lineage: Eukaryota; Fungi; Ascomycota; Saccharomycetes; Saccharomycodales; Saccharomycodaceae.
AUGGCGGAUUCUCCGAUAAAAGAGCCAUUAGUAACUAAGGAAGCUAGCUUCGACUUUGUUGACCAACUGGACGACGAAUAUUCUGAUAAUCAUAGGCAAUCAAAAACGUCAAAAAUAAGAUCUUUCAUUGAUUAUGUUUCUAACUUAUACAAGGGGUCCAAAAACCACCAUAAUAGACGCAGGUUACAAUUGAGGCAAUUAUUUAGAAUAUUCCCCAAAAGAUUAUGUAAUCUGCUAAUUAUCCUGUUUCUGAUUGCCUUGAUCAUUUUAAUCCCCAUUAUUGCUGUUAAUGACCAUGGGAAAAAACUUGUGGCUGAUUAUAUCCCAUAUAAGAACCCAAAAAGCAUUUCGUUCAAGAAAGAUUUGUUGAAAACCGAUAUAUCAUUGGCCUUGAGUUUUAAAAACGACUGGAAAAAUUCUCCAUUAAACACUGAUAUGUUAAAUAAAUACUUAUAUUUUAUUGGUGAUUUAAAUGAUUACUUUUUUAAUUUGAAAGACACUCCAGCUUUGAGAAAAGCCAUAGAACGUGAUGAUAUAUGUUCACAAAGUUCCACCAGUCUAAAGGGGAGCGAGGAUAAUGGUAAAAACAAUAUUAUGGUUGCUAAAAAAAAUAUCAAGCUUUUAAAUUCUGCAGAUACUAAAAGUGUUGCUAAAUUGGCUGAAUUAGUUGAAAUUAGGGAAUAUAUCUUUAAGAAUUAUCCAAACUAUAAAAAACAUUUAACUGACGAAUGGGAGGAAAAAAAUCUACAAGAUUCCGAAGUUUUAUGGAGACAUUGGCACAAAAUGGAAGGCGAAGCUAUUUGGUUACCAAGUGAAAAAUGUUAUAUUAUGAGCUCACGGGUCACUUACACUGAUACACCAAACAGAUUUUUCCCAACGGUCACCUUUGCUUAUUUACAGGCGUUUGAUGACAAUUGGAAUGAACUCAAGGGUAAGAGAGUAUUUUACCAUGAUAUCAAUAUUAAUACAGAUGAUAUUGCUAAAUCUCUAGCCCAUAUUCAAGAGGAGGUUGGUAUUAAAGAUUGUACUCUGGGCAAGUAUAGUUCUGAUCCAAUUGCUUACGACAAUUGUUUAACAAAUAACAACAGAUUGAAAUUGCAACUUGAUAUCAGAAAGGAAAAAUUUUUGAAUAAGUUUAGUAUUUCUUACCCAACAAUUUUAGAUUUUAACUUGGAUAAUUCUCUUGACAUUAAAGAUUGCGGUCCUAAAGAAGUUUCCAUUAUUUUGAAAAACGGUCCGCAUUUCCAAGAACCUAUUUUACAUUUUACCGCUUUAGAAAAAGUUGGUAAUGAUAAGAAAAAGUUUAAAUAUUUGGUUUUCCCCCAUAGAAAAGAAGACAACUAUGUUAAAUUAACCAUCCCAGAAAACACCAUCUCUAUCCAAAACUUGGAUAAACGCUGGAGCCCCUUUUUCCAUCCAAAUGAUUUGACCAGUAAAUCAAAGUUGAGAAAGGGCUAUAUUCAUUUAAUUACUUCUAAUAAACCAUUGGAAGUUUUACGGUGCUCUUUGGAUAGUGGUAUUUGUAAAAAGACCUAUAAUAGCUAUAACGAAUGGGGUGAUUCAAAAGAUUCAGUUCAAAGUUUGGAUAUUUUACCAGGGUCUCAAUAUGUUAAAUUACCAUCUGUGGUUCCUACAAUCAAAAGUAUGAAUUUAUGGGUUGGUUUCCCACUAAUGCUUGUAAAGAAUUGUGGUUGUGGAGAAGAGUUCCGUAGACCCUCUCUAACUCUAUUAACGGAAUACAAAGGUUCUUAUAAUUUUGAACUUUUUUCUGGUGUACAAGAUUUUAAUAUCCCAGUAACUAGUUGGGAUUUGAAGGCUGAUUAUUGUGAUGCAGCUAAUUCAUUAAGAGUUACCUCAAUUCUAUAUUGGGAAGUUGUGUCUCAAAAUGUAAUAAAAGGCGAAUUUGAUGAUUACAUGGGUAUUGUUGUCACUGAAGCCGAUUACACAACUAGGGUUGUUGUUUUAAGAGGUGUUUUAAAUCAUAUCUUUAGAAAUUAUGCGUAUAGAGAUAUAGAUGAAAGUUUUAAAGCCCACCAAUACACCAAGGAAGUGAUUGAUAAGACUCUAGAGUGUUUUGCUCAGGAUAUGGGUAAUAUCUGCAAAACAUAUGGUUUCGAACAUUUAAUGACUGGUCAACAGCUUGCCAAUGCUAUUACGGAUCAAAAAACUUUGGUAGAUAAAUUGAAAAAGGAAGAAGAAACAAGGGAAAAAGAGGAAGAAGAAAGGAAGAAGAAAGAAGAAGAAGAAAAGAAAAAGAAAGAGGAAGAAGAGAAAAAGAAGAAAGAAGAAGAAAAGAAGAAGAAAGAGGAAGAAGAGAAAAAGAAAAAAGAGGAGGAAAAGAAAAAGAAAGACUGA